Salarias fasciatus (jewelled blenny) is the source of this 2797-nucleotide messenger RNA. Its product is annotated as zinc finger protein jing homolog. The coding region runs from base 271 to 2595 and encodes 774 amino acids. The transcript has 7 exons. The record is from RefSeq and is a predicted model, not a curated record. Lineage: Eukaryota; Metazoa; Chordata; Actinopteri; Blenniiformes; Blenniidae.
AUCCAAGCCUAAGAUCCAGUCCGGGAAAUCCACGCUCCCGCUCGCGCUCAGGCUAAGCUAGGCUAGUUCAAAACUGCCCCGCUAACCGUUGCGUGUUCCCGGUGUCGCGGCCGCCGUUAAUGCGCUGGUGCGGUUCCAGUGGAGCGUUUCACUCAGCGGCUCACGCACCGUUUGAACGGGCGGUUGGGUGCUUGCACGUCGGCGGACGCGGCAGUGGGUUUGGUCUCCGCCUGGCUCCGGUCUCGGCUAACGGCUAACCUCGCAGCCAAAAUGGCGGACAGUGAGGAUGACAGCGGUACGAGCAGAACAAUAACAGCCGCGGAGCCGCCGGGGGCCGCGGUUCAGACCCCGGCUCAGACCCCGGCUCCCCUGGACGCUUCGAGCGGGGAUUCAGAGCCACCACAGCCCGCCACACUCGUCACCCAGACGGCGGAGGAGGGACCGACAGCUGCCGCUGAACAGAGCGGUCAGACUGGGGAGACCUCGCAGUCCCUGCCCGCCGCUGAGGACAGUCAGCCAGAGGAUAGCGCUGCGGCGGGGUCCGGGGCUCCACUGGAGGAACUGCUCCAGACCUGCACGGAAGAACAGAGCAUCCUGGUGGGUACCGAGUUCACGGACCUGGCUAACACCACCAUCAUCUACGUGCAGCCGGACGGCAGCCUGGUGGAGGGCUCCGGGCUGACGGCCGAGGAGCAGCAGGCUCUGCUGGACCAGCUCACCAAGCAGCAGAUCGUCCAGGUCUCUGACACCGAGGCGGCCCAGCUCCUGCAGCAGAGCCACGUGGUCAAACCGGUCCACAACACCACCACUCUGGACCCCGGCCAGCUGCAGCAGGUCAUCACCCAGGUCACCAAGUCACAACACCAGGUCCAGGUGCCCCAGCAGCAGGUCCAGAUCCAGGUUCCCCAACAGCAAGUCCAGGUCCAGGUGCCCCAGCAGCAGGUACAUGUUCAAGUGCCACAGCAGCCGGUCCAGGUCCAGGUCCAGCAGGUCCACGUCACCCAGCCAGUCCAGGCCCAGCAGAUUGUGAAGCCCCUGGCUGCUCAGACUAACGCCUCCCAGCAGCUGAAGAAUGUGGCACAGCAGGUGGCCCUGCAGACCAGCAGCUCAGCCCAGCCGGAACCCGUCAGGAUCCAGAUCCAGGUGCCUUCUAAACAGGAGGUGAAGUCCAGCCCCACCCCCCAGCAGAAGACUGUAUCCGUCAGUCAUCCGCAGGUGAAGCUGUCGUCCAACGGCAGCGUGAGCAGCGCUCAGAUCAUCCACAUCCAGCCUGUGGUCGGUCAGCAGGGCCAGCAGUUCUUCCUGCAGCAGAGUCCCGGCGAGCCGCCCAUCCAGGUGCUGCUGCAGAGCCCCACCCCCGUCGUGGGCUCCCUGCUCCCAUUGGUCCACAAGCUGACGGGACAGCCGGCGUCGGCUGCUUCCAGUCUGACCCAGAAGUCUGCAAGUCCCAUCAAGGUCCAGACCACGUCCCCACUUAAAACCCCGCCCUCUGCCAUCAUCAAGACCCCGCCCACCACAGUAACCAAGACUAUUAGCGUGCCACUUAUCAAAACCCCGGUUAAAGGCAUGACGGCCACCGUCAGUAAAAGUCCCAUCAAACCACCGGCAGUUGUCACGACGUUCCCGGUCCAGACCGCUAGGCCUGCCGCCCGACCGGCCGCCGCCACCGCGGCCCAUCCUCAUGCAGUGAAGGACAGAGAACGAGAGAAGAAGGUCAAGAAAAAGGAGAAGAAGACGGUGAAAGUCCAGACCAGGUCCGGGCGUGUUUCCAGACCCCCAAAAUACAAAGCCAAAGACUACAAGUUCAUCAAGACGGAGGACCUGGCCGACAGCCACCAGUCGGACUCCGACGACUACUCCGACAUGAGCAUGGAGGAGGAGGACCCCGAGGGCGGGAGGAAGAGCGGCUCGGCCCCCGACGGCUCCACCUCCCUCACCUACGGCCACAAGUCGCGGUGUCACCGCUGUCGCACCUGCGACAAGUCCUACAUCGGCCCCGGGGGCCUCAACCGCCACUACAAACUCAACCCCACGCACGGAGAGCCCGAAGCGCCUGAAGCGCCCGGCGGCACGCCGUGCCCCCUCAAAGAGGACGGCCAAUCAGAGGAGGUGGAGGAGAAGAAGGAGGAGGAGGAAGAGGAGGAGGAGGAGGAAGAAAAAGAGGAAGAGGAGGACAAACCUGCUGCCAUAGCAGCAAGCAGAGCAGAGGGGGGACCAGCAGCAGCUGUGGGACUGCGGGGCCUCCAUCACCGGGGCCCCGGCCGUCCCCGAGGACGAGGGAGGGGGAGGGGCCGAGGACGUGGCAGAGGGCGGGGUCGCUCAUUGGGACCGCCCCCUAAGGUGUCCGUGGGUCAUGUGAGCCGACGGGGUCGCCGCGGUCGACCGCCGAAGCUCGUCACCGUGACAGCCACCGAGCAGCCGGCAGAGCGGAGCCACGAGCAGCUUCAGCAGCUGUUGGAUGAGUGUGAGGACGAGGAGCUGAUGGACCUCGUCUUUCCUCGUUUGACCCAAAGUUCUGAGUCUGUGGGAGCUGCUGCUGGCGAAGGUGGAGCGCGGCGGCCCCGCUCGGACACGCUUCCCAGACAUCUAUCGUGAGUUCGAGUCCCUGCAGGCUCAGGUGCGACAAGCGGCUCAGGAGUACAUCAGCAGCCCGCAGAGCGGAGCGUCUCCUCUGGAGGUCCGGAACAUCGAGGUUGCUCGCUCUCUGGGGAUCCUGGAUGAGGUGAACAGGAUGAAGGUGGUUCCCGGAGCGUCUCCCAGCUCCAGUCUGACCAAUAAGAACGCCCGAUACAUGGAG